Topomyia yanbarensis is the source of this 411-nucleotide messenger RNA. RefSeq lists its product as uncharacterized. The record is from RefSeq and is a predicted model, not a curated record. Bases 1 to 411 code for a protein of 136 amino acids. NCBI's taxonomy places the organism in Eukaryota, Metazoa, Arthropoda, Insecta, Diptera, Culicidae. The transcript has 2 exons.
AUGAGAUUAGUGUUGAAAAUCCUCGUUUCGGUUGUACUAUGGACAACGGUUGCGGAAGGAAAUUUUAUAAACCCACCAAAUUUCUACAGCUUGGAUCUCAAAAAUUUUCAGUACUUCAAGUACCCGGGACGGUUAACUCCGCACGGCGUGCGUCCAAUCUACCCAGAACCGUCUCUAGCCCAGCGAGUGAAGGCUAUCUAUCGGUACUUUCGUACCGUAUAUCUGGGACAUCCUAUUCAACGGAAUAUCUACAAUAUCCCGGUCGAUCCCAAGCGGGGACUUCAAUUGCGAGCGGCCUAUCAGCGGCAAUUCGGUUACCGGGGUGAGAAUUUGAUUGCUCUAAUCGGCAAUGGCCAUUCGCCGCAGGAGCUACGAUACUAUGGAGCUAUUGGACGUGAUUUUAGUAAGUAG